Molecule: messenger RNA, 1406 nt
Organism: Marchantia polymorpha subsp. ruderalis
Lineage: Eukaryota; Viridiplantae; Streptophyta; Marchantiopsida; Marchantiales; Marchantiaceae
Source: the annotation of a GenBank genome assembly
AUUUAAGUUCAGCUACAUCUACACACUUACUCACGCGUGCUGUCAGUCUCACAGUGGGUACAUCUCUAUAUCUCUCUCCUUCUCUCCCCUUCUCUCUCGAGGUGCAGCGAUCCUGCUGGUUGAGCACUUUCAAGAGCAGAUUUGAUCAUGGAUACGGAAUACACUCUCAAGUCUGGCGAUGGCAAGAUGUUUGAGGUAGGCAUGGAGGUCGUAUCGCAUUGUCAGCUUUUACAGUUUGUAAUCGAAGACACUUGUUCGUCUCUGAUUCCAACUCCGAUGGUAAAUGGCGAAACUCUUCGAGAUUUCAUCAAGCUGGCAAAAGCUAUGGAUUCGCAUCCUGAAAUCUGCAAGGAGUAUCUUCUGAAUGUAGAUUUGCCCAUCUUGGUUCAACUUAUUGCGGCAGCAGAUUAUCUCAUAUGUACCAAAUUUUUGGAACUUGCAGUGAAAGUUGCCAAUGACAGAGUAAGCGAAGAGUCUUGCUUGGAUAUGCUGAAUAAGCAUUUAUCACCAUCAAGAUCAGGACACUACGCGAAUAUUUUGGUCGAGAUGAGGUCCAUGAAAGUUUGAGGAAUCGUCCUGGAAAUGGUCCCUCCUUCAGCUGAUCCCAGGAGGGUCUACCAUGUAAGGAUGGAUUCUUUAAGCCUUAGCGCGACUGGAACUCUAGUAAAUUGCAAGCUUUCCAUUAGAUUAUGAGUCAACACGGCUAUAAACUUGGGAAAAUGGUGUUCCUUUGUUUGAAGAUCCGGUAUUUACCGGAUCUUCAAUGCAGAGAUGAGAGGAGGACUUGAACUUCCUCGGGACUUUAUAUGUCUUGGCUGGAGACAUGAGCUUGGUUUUCAAGCCACAAGUGACGAUUGUCAACUGCUAUGGAAUCUUAAGUAUUCUCGACGAGCUUCUUUCUUGCAGGAGGUCAGAUCUGAUGCGUGACAAGGCAUGAAACCAUCAAAUGGAAUCUACCUUAGGACAUUUGAUUUCCUCUUUGGAGCUAUAGCCUAAAACAAGGCGAGGCGCUGAGUUACUGGUGAAAGUCCAAAGCGGGUUAUGCUUCACCAAAUCUAUAAAAAGGUUGAUCUGAUCUUGGACACUAGGAAGUUGCGGAAGAUGUGAGCUUACAUUUUCCACUGGAGGAGGGCAAUGCCCAUCAUCGGCAUGAAAUGUUUCCUACCUAGCAUUAGGAAGGAUGUUUGCACGUGAACCGCAAGUAGCUUGGAUCCUCUGAUGAGUCAAUACUUCAAGAUACCCAUACUUCCGAAGUGCCCUCAUUCCCUCAUUCUCUUUAGAUCCCUCGGCAAUGAAGAUUGAAGGGAUUGAAAGCUGAGGUUCACUUCGGGAGGUAAAUAGUAUAGAAAACCCUUCAAAAUAUAGUCUUCAUGUUUCAUGAAGUAACAAGUUAAUAAUCAACAAAU